Mesorhabditis belari is the source of this 1260-nucleotide messenger RNA. Lineage: Eukaryota; Metazoa; Nematoda; Chromadorea; Rhabditida; Rhabditidae. The record is from the annotation of a GenBank genome assembly.
AUGGGCCAGCGUGAUCGAAAAUCAAAGCAACAACAACAGCAGCAAAGUCAAAAAACGCACGGCCAAGGGAAUGCUCUCACGGAUGGCAAUGUCGUUGAACGACUGCGACCGGGUAGGCACUUGUGCAAUUGUCAAGCGCGAAUACAUGGCUUGAUACGCAAUUGUCUUGGAUGUGGAAAGAUUAUUUGCGAACAAGAAGGAAGUGGUCAUUGUUUAACAUGCGGCAGACUUGUUUGCACCAAAGAAGAGCGGGAGAUUCUCGAAAGAGGAUCUCGCAAAUCGGCCGAACUCUACAAGAAAUUGACGGGCGAAGAAUUGCCGAUUAGUGGCGCCUUUUCGCUUACAUUGAUCGGACGGGAUGUCGAAAAUGCUGUUAGUUUUCGGGAUCGCCUACUACAAGCGGAUGCUGAUACAGAACGCCGAACUCGGGUCAACGAUUUGGAAGGAGACUGUUUAAAUAUCGAUCGUAAUCCAUACGUGACAAAAGAGGAACGUGAAGCAAUUCUACAAAGAAGGGAAGAACUUCGUCGUAUUCGAGAUGAGAGAAAACGUGCUUUGGUUGUGGACAUUGAUUUGGAAGGAAAAACAGCUAGAACAGUGGCUGCCGAUCCUCGUGCCACGGAUCCGGCUUACGAUCCUGUAAUUCGUGCUAUUUUGGAUAAAUCGGAAAGUCGCAAAGGAAACUUCGAAUUUAAUUCUGCUACGAGCGCUCAGUGGGAGCCUAAAGGAUUUGUGCCCAAGUACGCCAACAAAGGUAGUCUUACGAAACCAUCUACUACUGAAAUUGAAGAAGUGUGCUUGGCUAACGAGGAAGUUAUGUUUAUGGAGGUUGAACGUCAAGCUUAUACAAUUGCUCUACCACAACCAGCUGCUUGCUGUUUAGCCAACGGGCUUGUAAAAUACAUUCGCUGGCAAGAAGAUCUACAUCUGAAGGGCCCUUUAUAUGUCUGUGCAAUGGCAUCGGCAACAAAUCCAGAAGAAAUUGAUGCGUUUCAUCAAAAAUACGUAAAUUCUACAACAUCCGCGCCAUUGGACUAUUCAUCUGGCUCAAUCCAAGGAAAAAUUUUCCUCGAAGAGAUACUGACUAUAAAGGAGUUUAAUGACGAGAUUGGAAGCAAUCAAGCGAUAUUUGGAAGUGGCGAUUUUGUCCUGGCAUUCUCUCAACACACCCCGCUCACAAUUUCUGUGCCUCAUAUCCCACCGUCCGAAUUUUUCCAACUAGAACGCUCGCUGCGAGAAGCACUUACACAAGUUUUAAGC